Molecule: messenger RNA, 1653 nt
Organism: Penicillium cosmopolitanum
Lineage: Eukaryota; Fungi; Ascomycota; Eurotiomycetes; Eurotiales; Aspergillaceae
Product: pseudouridine synthase family protein
Exons: 2
Coding region: 1-1653 (550 amino acids)
Biological process (GO): pseudouridine synthesis
Molecular function (GO): RNA binding; pseudouridine synthase activity
Source: RefSeq, a predicted model, not a curated record
AUGGCUCUCGUCAACGUCGAGCCCGUCAAGUCCUCUCCGGCGACCGAUUUCGAACAACCUCCCGAUGUUGUCGUGACACCCUGUGACCCCUGGCCUGCGCCAUACUAUAUGGAAGGUGGGUUUCGACGCGUUCGUCCGUACCAUUACACUUUCAAUACCUGGUGCAAGGAGCGCUGGCGGGGUAAAAGAUUGGAAGACAUUUUCGUUUCCGAAUUUCGAGAUCGCCCAGCGGAGUAUUAUAGAAAUGCGCUCGAUGACGGCCUCGUUUGCGUCAAUGGCAAGCCUGCGGGCAGAGACGCCGUGAUCAAGAAUGGCCAAAAGAUUUCGCACACCAUUCAUCGUCAUGAACCCCCUGUGACCGCCCUCCCUAUCGGUAUCAUUCACGAAGACGACGACCUGAUUGUGAUCGAUAAACCAGCCGGCGUGCCGGUUCACGCCGCUGGUCGAUACCAUUAUAACUCCGUUACCGAAAUCUUGCGCUCCGAGCGUGGCUCCGAGUUCUUGCCGCGGCCAUGCAACAGGUUGGAUCGACUGACAUCAGGAGUCAUGUUUAUUGCCAAACAUCCUGCGGGAGCCUUGAAGAUCACAAGUCAGCUUCAAGCACGAUCUGUGCAAAAAGAAUACAUUGCGCGUGUCAAGGGCAAAUUCCCGGAUGGCGUAGUGGUCUGUGAUCAGCCCAUCAUGCAGGUCAGCCCCAAACUCGGACUCAACCGUGUGCGCGCGACGGGUAAAGAAGCUACGACGAAGUUCCGUCGCCUGGCUUAUUAUCCCCCUGAGGCAGCCGCAUCAACAACUGCUCAGGAAGUCCGUGGCCCAUCGGGAGACGUCGCUAUCGCUGCAACUCCGCCGCCGGUGUUCACCAAUGAAUCCGAGGGAUACAGUAUCGUGCACUGUUAUCCCCUGACCGGACGUACGCAUCAGAUCCGCGUUCAUCUACAAUUCUUCGGCUAUCCUAUCUCCAAUGAUCCUAUUUACUCAAACCGAAGAGUCUUUGGACCAGAAUUGGCCCGCAAUGAAGACCACGGGGAGCGUGAUGAGGAGAUUAUGGAUCGACUUCACAAGAUGGGCAAGACCGAGGUAGCUGACACGGCUACCUAUCGCACCCACCUGACUGCCGCACCCAACGUCCCUCCUGGAACCGAUCUUGCCGUGCUUGCUGAAAUCAUGGCUCGUGAGCAACAAGCUGCCUCCGAGGACUACGAGAAACGCAAGGGAGAGCGUUUGUCUGGCGCAUUGUGCGAUGUCUGCGGAACAGAAUUGUAUACAGACCCGGGUCCCCACGAAUUGGGCCUCUUCUUGCAUGCCGUCGCUUACGGAGAUUUGAGUGGUACUUGGAAAUACCGAAGCAAGAUGCCUAACUGGGGUCUGCCACCGAGUGGUCUGGAGGGCCCUCGUGAAGUUCCCGAUUGGGCCCCAGUUCCUGAGGGUGAGGAAACGGUCCACGGGCAUGGAACCGUUCCUCCUUCGAUCGGGACAGAAGAUGACCCUCCCAACUCAGGUAACUGUCGACGAAAGAAGAACCAAGGUGACAUGGGCCAUGUCCUUGUAACGGGUGUUGGAUAUGUCCCUAUCUCAAAGGAUGACCCAGCCUUUGGUCUGAGUGAGUCGUCGCAGCAAGAAGCCGAGUCUGCUGCCUCGGCGGCUGCGACUUAG